AAAUUUUGAAUUGCUCGCAGCUCGAGAGUGAGUGCGUGUGUGUGUGUUUGUGUUGGAUUGUCUGGGUAUUGGGGAAUGUGUGCCCGAUUUCCUUUCCUCCCCCCCCAACUGGGCUAACACACAAACACAAAACAAAAACUCCAAUUGAAUCAGUUUGUUUAUAACCGGUCUCUGGCUUAGUUGUGGGACGGCAACGGCGACGGAUGUAAAAAAAUCGUGCGUAGCGACAACGACAACGUCUCUGGCGAACUAAAAUUAAAGGUGUGCGGAUAGAAAAUAAAUUGAAAUGCGACGAUAAAUUCAAGAAAGAAAAUCAAAUAAUGGGAAAAUAUUGAAAUAAAAAGAAAUUUUUGAAGGAAAAAAUUGAAGAAAAAUAUUUUUGAAUGAAGUUUUGAAAAAAAAAAAAUAGAAAAAAAAUAUUAAAAUUAAAAGAAUUUCAGUUUUUGAAAUAGAAUAUCAGAAAGAGGUCAAAAAAUACAAAGAGAAAAAAUUUAAAAAAAAAAAAUAAUCGAAAAUUUUGAAAAGAAAAAUCGUAUAUUUUGAAGUCUCUUUUUCCUGAUUUCAACACCGAUUUGAAGUGCGUGCGAGCGAGCGAGCGUAAGUGUAUUCAACAACUUAUCAGCGAAUUAUUGGUAUUCGUGAAGUUUUAACAACAAAAACAACAACAAAUUUGCAUUGCAUUGCAAACCUGUUUUAGGCCAUAACUCAAAAUCGCCCAACUUACGCCGUCACGUUCUCCAGGCCAAAGUUCUGCCAUACGACGAGGCCCAUGAUUUUUUAGAGAAAAAUUUAAGAUUUCGGGAAGCACCAAAGAGAGAGCGAAAGGCAGAGAGUAGUGAGUUAAACGAUCCUGCAUCGAUUCUAGUUGGAUUACCAUAACCCGUGCUCCGUUGGCCAGGGGCGUAAGGCGUACUGCAUCACUAAGACGGUGCGUUUUCUUCUUCUUCUUCCUCUUCAUCUGCUGGCGGUUUCCAAGUGUUGUUUGAUUAAAAAGUUAGUUGGUGUGGUGUGUCAGUUUGUGAGUGUUUUUGUGUCUGUCAAGGUGUGCGUGUGUUAUUCUAUAAAUACGCCAUCAAAUGCUGUGUAUUUAGUCACCGCAACAAAAUUACAAAAACAAAUAUUGUCUAACAACAACAACAACGAAAAAAAAUAAGAUAAUAAAAGAUCAACAAAGCAUAGAAUACCUCCCGCCCGCUCAGUGCCCUCAAUAACAAAAGUGAAAAAAAAAAGAAAACAAAAAUCAACAGUUACAAAAAGCUUGAAGCAGUACCAUUUCACGCUUGGCAAACAUUUUCCAUAACCUCCACGAAGCUGUAUUGGAACUCUGUGGUUAUUCGCUCUUUCUCUCCACAGCAGAUAAUAAGCCGGCGUUGAACAUAUUUUUAUACUCCAGCCAGCAAUAAAUUUAAGUAUCUUCAAUUUGCCAAUAUCACCACCACCUCUCAACCCCCCCUCACCUUUUUAACGACAAGCAAAAUCUGAGAAUCAGAUUUUCUCUUCUUUUCAAGGAUUUGCAUUGCAACGAAGGAAUUUAAACGAAUUCAAGUGAAUUUUUAUUUAAAUUCCAAAUAAUUGUUAUUUGGAGAAAGGAGGAAGAGGAUAUUGGAAUUAAGGAAGCUGUCGAUUUGGAUUUGGAGAAAAAUUAUUGAGGACAAUUGUAUUGCAAGAUUUUUGGAAACUCGUUACUCUUAACUUAACACUGGAAUCGCAAUGACCAACAGAAUGUCGGCGAUCAACGAAAAACUACACAAACAUCUAAACCUUUCUCUGCUAAUGGCAACAUUCUCCAUUCUGCUAAAUAACAACUUUGCGUGGGCUUUUACCAGUGUCUCGCCUAGCUGUGGUCCAAAUUUUCCCAGCACUUGCUUGUGUGGACGUGAAAUGUAUGAGGGCUCCAUGCAAUACAUUGUCAACUGUACCAAUGCCGGCCUCCGUAAUACCAGCGUUUUGGAAUUUAUGCCACAAGAUGUUGAGGUCCUCAUCUUCACUGGGAAUUUUAUACCCGAAUUACCGUGGAAUGUCUUCGGAUCGAUAAAUAAUUACAAAAAUCUGCGGAUUGUCGACAUGAGUAAUAAUCAUAUUCGGGAAAUUCGUGGCAAGUCCUAUCAUCAUGUCCAGAAUGUGGAACGUUUGAUUUUGAAUCACAACAAUUUGAGUAUAUCACGCGAUGAUGAUGAGGUGAAUCACCAUCAUCCCAGGGUGUUUUCGAAUUUCCUGAAUUUGCAAAGUCUUCAUUUGACCGAUGCCUUUGAUGAUAACAGUUCGCCGCAACUGAGUGAGGAUCUGCAUGACAUUUUCAUGAACAGUGAAUUGACCAAGUUGCAGAAGCUGCAUUUGGAACAGAACGAGAUUACCCAUUUCAAGGAUCGCAAGGUUUUCUGUGACUUGCCGAGUUUGAGGGAUUUGCAUUUGGGUGAUAACUAUCUGAAGGAUAUUAAUUUCGAUGUGGCCUGUUUGAAGAAUUUGAGAUUUUUGGAUUUGGAACGGAACAAAUUUGAGUUUGUCAAGACCCAUGAUCUGAUGGUGUUGAAUCAGUUGGAGGCCCGGCCAGAUCGCACUACCAACCUGAUUGUGGAUUUUAAUUUGAAUCCCUUUACAUGUGACUGUAAAAUCAGCUCCUUCCGCACAUGGAUCCAUUCCACCAAUGUCACGGUGCGCAACAAGGAAAGUCUUAUGUGUUUCCAUGACGAAGUAAAUCCCCUGCCCAUUUUGGAAAUUGAUAUGUCCCAGUGUAGUGCUGCCAUUGCUGCAGCCACCAUUAUGUUCAACACGGCCACCGACAAUCAUUAUGGCCUGGGUGGUGGUGGUCAUGAGAAUUCCGGCUUGGCCCAACAUACCGCCACCUUGAUAUUCCUGUUGAUUGUUCUGAGCAUGAUUUUAUUAGGUCUGGUCAUAGCCCUGGUCUAUGUUAGCCGUGACAAAUUGAAAUUCAUGAUUACGCCCGUUUUCGAUAAUGUGGCCAAAAAGGUCCAAUACACCUCCAUAAAGGAUGAAGAUUGUCCCGAAGUGCAUGUUUAGAGAGGGAAUUAUUUUCAUUUGGUUUAUUUCAACAUUUUUACUUUUUCUCUCUUUAUUUACUAGAUUUAGAAAAGCAAAUAAAGUAAAAAAAACAAAACGAAAAUAAAUCAAAGAUAAGUGUAUAUUAUGAAUAUAUAUAAAAAAACAAAUAAUAAAAUAACAAAAAAAACUAACCUUAAAAAUAUAACAGAAGAGGAGAAAAAAAACAAGCAAAUAGAUAAUAGUCAUCCAUAAGAAUAGAAAACAAAAAACAACAACAAAACAACAUGAAGAAACCAACGCGCCAUUUACAAUUAAUAAACAAAAAAUUAAAAAAUGAAGCAAAUCAAAAAGUUAUAAAUAAUUUUGUUGUUUAGAAUAAAAUAUAUAUACAUAAAAAAGAGAGUAAAAAAAAAGAAAUUAACCUGUGCCAUUAACAAAAAUAAAACUAAAUUUUAAAUAUUUGUUAUUUGUUCUUCAUUAUACAGUGGUUUAUACAGCGAUUUCCAACGUUUACAACCUUAGCAUCGCAUAGUCUAAAGCACACUUAAGAAUUUGCCCAACAAGGGGAAAACGUCAUGAAAACACGAUGUGGCCACUUUAAAGACUUGAUAAAUAGGGGAUAUGCCAUGGUGGAAGAAUAUAGGUAGACGCAUCGACACUUAUCUACUUAUAUUAAAAAAAAAACAUUUAAAAUUUUUUGACACAUACAAACGUUCAUGCAUCUACCUGUAUUCUUCUGCCAUGGGUAAUAUGCCAUAUUUACAUUGAAUGAAAUCUUGUUCCUUAAGCUUCUAUCGCAUCGGCGCAGCUGCUGGGACAAUGAACUGUCAAACCAAUUUUGGAAUUAAAAUUUUUGAAUGAAAGAUUAUUCAAAUUUGUAAACAUUGUUCAAAAAAAUGCAUAUAUGCAAACGGAAUCCCUGCAUAAACUUACACGCAAUCAGCUGAUUUGUCAAAAAACAAUCUGUGCGCCAUAAAAUGAAAUAAUGCGUGUAAAAAUUAAAAACCGAAUUAAAAAUAGUUCGACUUCCGAUUUGCAAAUGAAGAAGUUUGCUUGCCACAAAGGCAGGAAAAAAGAGUUGCAAUUGAUUGCAAGAAGAUAUUUAUCCUGAGAAAAUUGCCUAACUCUCAGUAAGAAACUAAAAAUUUCACUCUCGAAUUUUUUUGAGAAAAUAAUUUACCUCAUAGAAAGAGAACGGAUCAUUUAAUUAUGUACAAACUUCGUAAAUCUCAAUAUUUUUGACAAUACUAGGUCAGAUGCGAAAAUGAACAAUAUCGCUCCACUCCAAAAGUCCCAUUCUCUUAAAAUUUCGCACAUCCCAAUAUUUAUAUCAACACAAGAUCUGUGAUCAAGAUUCUUCUCCUGGUACCAUGAAACGCGAAAUGAACAUCCAACUCUUUUCAAACAUUCAUCUUUUCAAAACAACAUGACAAUACUUUAAAAACAAUUAAAAUACUCACCCAUGGCAAAACGAUAGAGGUAGUCUCAUUUCAUAUCUAAAAUAUUCAGGUAUGGCAUAUUUAACAACAAAUACGUUUUAUUUUAAGUCUUUCUUAAAGGAUCAAUGUGAAAUAUUCUUGCACAAAAAGGACAAAACUAAUUGUUACUAGUUUUCCGUUCCUACCCGAUAGCUUUUAUUGCCAGUGCUAUAGUAUCGUGCAAAAUUUACUCACAAUUAUUUGAAGGUUUGUCGAGCUUUGAAAAUCGUUUAUGAAAAAUUGAUGUGUGGCUAGUCCCCUUUAAUCUUUUGGUAAAUGAGAGAUAUGCCCAGUUUACACUAAACGAACUGUCAUUUAUAAUAGGUGUCAUGGCAGAAGAAUACAGGUAGAUGCAUCAACGCUUGGGAGCAUUGAUAUGUCAAAAAAAUUCAAAUGUUUUUUCCAGUAUAAAUAGAUUUUUAUAUGUUUUCUUAUACUACCUCAUUCGUAGGCUAUUAUAAUUCGCGUUUUUGAACAAUUUUUAAAAAAUUAAAUAAUUUUUCAUUCAACAUUUUCAAUUCUAAAAUUGGUUUGACAGCUCAUUGUCCCAGCAGCUGUGUCGACGCGCCUACCUAUAUUCUUCUACCAUGAUAGGUGUAUUACUCUAUAUUCUAACAUUAUUUAAAAUUUCUGCAUUUGACAACAUCUGAUUGUCAAAAUCUAUAUUCAGAAAUCCAUUGUAUAAACACAAAAUCUGUUUUUAUGCAUUUUUUUUUUAUCAAAUUUUUUAUUCUUGAUUUUGAUCCUUAUCUAAAAAAACUGAAGCACUGAAGAACCUGCGAACAUUAUUGAGUUUCAAAAGCAAAAAAUAGUAAAAAUGGCAAAACUUUAAGGUUCUUGCCUUGUCAAUAAACGUCAGCUGAUAAGAACUGAUGAUUUCAUCCGUAUUGUUAAAAAUAAUGUAAUUGUAAAUUCAACGUAUUAAAACGUAAACAAACAUUUUGACAGUUUGAAUUUUUCAAUCAAAAUGGCUACUUCGAUAAGAUCAGCUGAUUUCAUCCGUAUGAGAAUAUUUUGACAGUAUGAGCGGCUUUAAAUCAAAAUGUUAGAAUUUAUUUGCAUUAACACGGCCUUUUUAAUGGACCUUGCUAAAAUCACAGUAAAACUAUGUUUGCAGUGAAGCUCUUUAUGGCGUUACUUAUACUAUCACCUCUGUUAGAACAGGGCCCGGACUAGAAAAAUGGAAUUUAAUUCAAGUAUAAUAAAUCAAUCUAAUUGACAUUCGCAAAUAUGUGCUCUUUAGUUUGGCUUUCACUGUAUAAACACUGUAUUGUUUUCUAUUAAUUUUCAUAUUUCCUAAACACCUGUUUUAAAUUUAUCAAUUACCUUUUUUUCAAAAUUUCUUUCAAAAAAAAAGACCACAACUGCAUUUAUGAAUAACAAACAAAAAUUAAGACAAUUUUUAAACACACACAUGUUAUAAAUCAUAUAAUUAAAGAAAUAUUAAUUAAUUAAUUAAAAUAUUAACAAACAAUUAGGCCAUAAUUUGUAUUAAUAAUAAUUGAUGAUAUAAUUUUAUUAUUUUCCUUUCUUCAAUAACACAACAAGUAUUUAUUAUUAUUUCACUUUACAUGCAUAUAAAAAACAGAAAAGCAAACAAAAUAUAUAAAUAUGGCAAAAAAAUCAGUUAUAUUUUUGAAAAGUGUAAUUAAAAACGAAAGAAAAGAAACCAAUAUCGCAUUGAAACUAUAUAUAUAACCACAUAUCACGCUCUCUUACUCUCUCUAUAUAUACGGAAAAAAUAUAUAUGGAUUCGAAAAUGUUUUCUAAUAACUUUGAAUUAACCUUAGAUAAAACUGUGAUUUAAGUUAUUAACGAAAAUGGAGAGUUAUUGUAUCCAUUAAUUGAAAAUUGUUUCCCCCACUUUAAUUGAAAUCAUUUGAAAAGUUUUUGAUUGUUUGCAUAUAUUUUUGUUUCGAUUGCUCAUUAAUGGCCACUUUACUCUGUAAAAAUAUAACAUGAAGUAAACAUCAGCUGUUAUUGGCGUCAGCUGAUUUUGACAUAUCAGCAUAACUUAAACCAAGUUCACACCAUAUAGUUUACUUCUUCCACACUCUCAAAAUUGAUUGAUUUCUACUGAAGAUUUAUUUAUUAAUAUCUAUUGAUCAUGAAACAAACCUCAGCUGCCUUUGACAUAGCCAUAAUCUCCGUACAAUUUAAACCACGUUCACACUAUUCAGCUAUUUCUAGUAUUCAACACUUUCAAGAUUGAUUAAUUUCCGCAGAUGUGCAAUUUAUAGAACAUAUUUACAGAGUAAAAUGCCCAUUCAAUUACAUAUUUUUUCUGAAUAAAGUCUUAAGUAAAACUCCUAUAACAACUCCAUCCAACCAUAUCAUCCAACAUUGUAUUGCAAGUAUAUUUAGUUUACUUAUUUAUUUCUUUCUUAUUACUAACUAAUUAACCCUAUUUUUUGGUACUAACUCUUUAAAUUGAAUCUUUAAUUUUUUUAUUGUAACAAAACUGUUGUUAGUUGUAAACAAUUAUUUUGAUAAGAAUUGAAAUAUCAAUAAAGCAAACAAAAGACGAAAAAGGAAAA
This is a messenger RNA of Musca domestica (house fly), 7015 nucleotides long. Its product is annotated as toll-like receptor 5. Gene Ontology annotation, molecular function: protein binding. Gene Ontology annotation, cellular component: membrane. The transcript is spliced from 4 exons. The record is from RefSeq and is a predicted model, not a curated record. NCBI's taxonomy places the organism in Eukaryota, Metazoa, Arthropoda, Insecta, Diptera, Muscidae. The coding region runs from base 1711 to 3018 and encodes 435 amino acids.